Strongyloides ratti is the source of this 1701-nucleotide messenger RNA. Its product is annotated as Protein of unknown function DUF229 family and Alkaline phosphatase-like, alpha/beta/alpha domain and Alkaline-phosphatase-like, core domain-containing protein. Lineage: Eukaryota; Metazoa; Nematoda; Chromadorea; Rhabditida; Strongyloididae. The transcript has a single exon. The coding region runs from base 1 to 1701 and encodes 566 amino acids. The record is from RefSeq and is a predicted model, not a curated record.
AUGGGAAAUUUUAUUGGAAAUUGUAAAUAUAGAUGUAGUGUAGGAAUUUCUGAUACAAAAAUUGAAGUUGAUGAAUGGAUUGACAUAAAUAAAUCAAAACCUAAAUGUGAUGUUUUUGAAGUUAAUUGUUAUGAUAAAAAUACUAAAAAGUUAUUAUUUCAAGAUUUAUUUCUUCAAUUAGUAAAAAUAAAUAAUUUUAAGAAAGAAGAACCAACAUUUUUAAUUGAUUCAUAUCCAUUAAAUGAAUUAAAUGAUAAAUAUAGUAUACAUAUAAUUCUUUUGGAUUCAAUUUCACAAUAUAACAUUGAACGUGGUUUUGUUAAGACACUAAAUUAUUUGAAGAAAACAUAUAAAGCAUUUAAUUUUAAAUAUCUUAAUAAAAUUGCUACAAACUCACAACCAAAUGCUUAUGGUUUUUUGAUGAAUAGACGUGUUAUUCCAUUAUUAAAUAUGAAAAAUAGUAAUGUAACACCAUCUGAUUAUGAAAAAAUAGGAAAAUCAUAUUGUAAUGAAUAUUUAGAUAAUGAACCAUAUAUCAUAAAAUAUUAUCGUCAACUUAAUUAUAAAAUUUUAAUUGGAGAAGAUGGAGAUGAAUCUGUAUUUGCAUGGCAAAGAUGUAAAGGUUUUAAUACCUCAUAUUCUCAUCAUACCACAAGACCAUAUAUGUAUCAUUUAAAAAAUAAAAAAAAAUCUAUUUAUAUAGAAAAUUUUCAUAAAAAAUGUUUAAAACGUCAUUCAUUACAUUUGGAUUAUUUAUCAUCAUUCUUAAAGACAUACAAAAAUUCAAAAACAUUUUCAUUAACAUGGCUUUCAAGUAUUUCUCAUUCACAUAUUACAGGACAUUAUCAAUAUGAUAAAUAUUUUCAAAAAUAUUUUAAAAAGAACAAACAAUUUUUUGAUAAUAGUUUUUUAUUUAUAAUGUCUGAUCAUGGAUUUAAAAUGGGUAAUUAUCGUUUUACUGAUAUAGGUGAUUAUGAAGAUAGAAAUCCUUUUCUUAUUAUUUCUGUACCUAAUGAUUUAAGAGAUGAAAAUAAUGAAAUUAUAAAAAAUAUGAAAUAUAAUAUUAACAAACAUAUUUCACAUUAUGAUAUAUAUGCUACAUUACUUGAUAUUGCAACAGAAGCUGGAAGAAAUAAUUUUAAAAUAUUAAAACAAUUUGAUUUAAAUAAAAUUAUUAAGAAUGAUAAAAUUAAAGGAUUAAGUUUAUUAAGAAAAAUUGAAAAAUCUCGAGAAUGUUUUGAUAUGGAAAUUUCUGGUGAACAUUGUUUGUGUAGAGAAAAAUUUUAUACAUUUGAUCAAACAUUUUUACAAAAAAAAUAUAAUAUUAAUGAGGAGGAUAGUCAAGAAAUUUUUAAUAUUAUAAUAAAAAGAAUUAAAAAUAAUUUUUUAAAUUCAUUAAAUUUUAUGAUUAAUAGAGGUAAUGUAAGUAAUAUAUGUAUGCCAUUGAUGUUAAAAAACAAUGGUUUAUUUAUAAUUAAAUAUAAAGAAUUACAAAAUGGAAAAUUAUUUUUUUGGAUUCGUCAAGAAGUUUUACCAAAAGGAAUAUUUGAGGCAUAUUUUUAUGAAAAUGGUGAAAUUGCAAUGUUAUCUCAUUUAAGAAUUGAUCCAUAUAAAAAAUAUACUCAACCAUGUAUUGGACCAGGUGAUUAUGAAAAAUAUUGUUAUUGUAAAAGUUUACUUGAAAAAAGACAAGAAAAAUAA